UGAUCCCUCCCUUCAAUCUCUCAAAUCCAACUCACUCAAAUAUCUCUCUCUCACUUCUUUCUCUCUCUAGAUUCAUUGAAAAAAUGGAGAAGCUUAAAGUGCUAUCAGUUUUGUUUCUCUCAAUGUGCCAAGCUGCUUUGUCUUAUACAGAUGGUUUAUUACCCAAUGGAGACUUUGAAGUAGGACCAAAAGCCUCACAAAUUAAGGGCACAGUAGUAACAACCCACGACGGAAUUCCAAAUUGGACAAUCUCAGGUUACGUAGAAUACAUAAAAUCAGGACAAAAACAAGGUGACAUGCUUUUGGUUGUACCAGAAGGUGCUUAUGCUGUUAGGCUUGGUAAUGAAGCUUAUAUUAAGCAAAAAGUGAAGCUUAAUAAAGGUUCAACUUACUCAAUCACGUUUAGUGCAGCACGUACUUGUGCACAAGAAGAGAAACUUAAUGUGUCUGUGGUUCCUACUAAUGAGAAAAGUGAUUAUGGUAUUAUUCCAAUUCAAACUAUGUAUGGUAGUAAUGGUUGGGAAUCUUUUGCUUGUGGGUUUAGAGCUGAUUUUCCAGAAGGUGAAAUUGUGAUACAUAAUUCUGGUGUUGAAGAGGAUCCUGCUUGUGGUCCUCUUAUUGAUUCAGUUGCUUUGAAGGUUUUGAAUCCACCACAAAGAACCAGAGCAAAUUUGUUGAAAAAUGGAAACUUUGAAGAAGGACCCUAUGUGUUCCCAAAUGCAUCUUGGGGAGUAUUGAUCCCACCUCACAUUGAGGAUGCUCAUGGUCCAUUACCUGGAUGGAUAGUUGAGUCUCUCAAAGCAGUAAAAUACAUUGAUUCAGAUCAUUUCUCAGUCCCUGAGGGAAAAAGAGGAAUUGAGCUAGUUGCAGGAAAAGAAAGUGCACUUGCACAAGUUGUGAUGACUACAAUUGGAAAAGUUUAUGUGCUCACUUUUGCUGUUGGUGAUGCCAAUAAUGCAUGUGAAGGUUCCAUGACAGUAGAAGCAUUUGCAGGUAGAAAUACAGUUCAAGUUCCAUAUCAAUCUAAGGGUAAAGGAGGUUUUAAAAGAGGCAAACUUCGAUUUACCGCAACAACGACCCGUACUAGGAUUAGGUUCCUAAGUACAUUUUACACCAUGAAGAAUGAUAACUCUGGUUCUCUUUGUGGACCUGUUAUAGAUGAUGUGAAAUUGCUUAGUGUUCGGUAUCCCAAAAACCGCAUUUAAGCACAUCUAAUGCAAUAAUGCAAAUCAAAAUGUAUGCUACAUGUUUCGUUGAAUCAGUUCAGUUGUUAGCUGUGCAGGAACAUCAGAUACAAGGAAAUGUAUGCUCCCUCGUCCAUUUCGUUGAGUAUUUAUAUUACUAUAUUAUAGAGUUGAUUCUUGUAAUAAUAUAGUUAGGAGGAAGUACUAUUGAGUGAGUUUACAAAGUCUUAUGUAUUUGCAUAUCAAAUCUACAUCAACAAUAUAAACAAAUGAGAAGUAUUUCAAUA
Messenger RNA from Vicia villosa (hairy vetch), 1471 nucleotides. RefSeq names its product protein DUF642 L-GALACTONO-1,4-LACTONE-RESPONSIVE GENE 2-like. Lineage: Eukaryota; Viridiplantae; Streptophyta; Magnoliopsida; Fabales; Fabaceae. The transcript is spliced from 3 exons. The coding region runs from base 84 to 1205 and encodes 373 amino acids. The record is from RefSeq and is a predicted model, not a curated record.